Messenger RNA from Pseudocercospora fijiensis CIRAD86, 294 nucleotides. RefSeq lists its product as uncharacterized. Gene Ontology annotation, molecular function: catalytic activity. NCBI's taxonomy places the organism in Eukaryota, Fungi, Ascomycota, Dothideomycetes, Mycosphaerellales, Mycosphaerellaceae. The record is from RefSeq and is a predicted model, not a curated record. The transcript has 3 exons. Bases 1 to 294 code for a protein of 97 amino acids.
AUGGUGCAGCAAUUGACAGACUUGGAGGAUGGAUUCAUUGGGGGCACGACAACUCAAGACUUGACUGAUACGGCCACUAUCCUACACCUUCGAGACACUAUCAAACUCAUCGAAAAGGUUCUUAAUGGCAUUAUAGCAGCUUUGGUAAAACUAUGCCAGAAGCACCCGCACCGCUCGACUCCCAUGGCCGCACGUUCCAACCUCCAACAAGCCGUCUACUCACAAGAACACCGCUCACUGAGUGGAGGCAUCGACGGCCAGUGGUUGAAGUCGGGUCCACUGUUAUGUGGUUAG